UAUUCAGUAUUUGUAUAUACGUCGCCCUGGACACAAAUACCAAAUACCGCCCCUUAAGAUACAUAUUUUUUAUUUUCGAAUUCGUACUAAACUUCCUGGUUUCUUUAAUUAUGAAACUCUGCAUUGUACUAAUAAUAAGGAGUCAUGAAUUGAAAUCUUCAUGAAUGAAAUUCACGUACUUGUAUUAAAUGAAGCAUCUGUCGAUCAUUUUGCAAUGCUUGGCUCGAUUCUAAUCAUUUCGACGAAAGUAUAUAUUAUGUCUUGCAGCUUAUCUGUUGAUGGCCGAGUUACUAAACACGUGCGCAAAAUAAUAGCCUUCUACAAUAUGCAAAAUACUAGGAAGAAUAUGAAAACGUAGCUAAAAUUAUUCAUUUCCGUUAGUCUAUGAAUAAAUUGAUUUAUCAAUUGUAUUCAUAGUAAGUGUAUGCACAUGCAUUUGUUAUUAAUUAAAUCUGUCUCAGCGAAGAAUGUGAAUUUGAUAAAAUAACGCUAUAAGUAUGUCCGGUUUUUAUAAUUCCUAGAACGAUUAAGUUGUACGCGUGAUCUGUCAUAUAAGAAAUGCUACUUAUUAUUACUCAUUCUUAAACGAUUCACGUUACAUUUAAUUUCACUGAUCUAGACGUCUAUAUGUAAUCACGCAUACAUAUUUAUGGCUCUUGUAUAGAUUUGCACUUUGCCGCGGUAUAAAAGUACGUGUGUAUGGAAAUGAUACAUAUAGGUAUAUAAGACGUACGUAUCGCAUACUGGUUUACGCAUUGCGUUUGCAUCAGCUGUCUGUGGUUAUUAAACGCAGCAGUUUUAUCGCUGCACGAGAGGCGAAGGAGGAGAGUUUAUAUAGUUAUGUAAGAUAACGAGGGGUGAACGAAACAACGGAGCCGGAGGAACAAGAAAAUUGCAUAGUAUCUGCAAAAUUUCAGUUGUUUCAUAGGCUAAUUGCCAGACUAGCGAACCGUCGAACUCAGUUCUGAACGUUGCCGUACGCGACGGCCUAACAUUUCAGUGACGUACUCCGUGGAUUCCUGCGAUCGUACGCGGUACGAUGACGAGUGUUCGAUAGUGUUUGAAUGUUAAUUUUGUACGUGAGAACCGUCCUGUUUAGCAAGCGUCAGAUGUAGCCAGAGUUUAAAGUGACAUCAAUUAUCGCGGAGUCUUGUGAUCAGACGAUAUUUAGAGUGUUCUGUGAUAAUUUUAUCAGCACCGGUGGCAACAAAGAGAAUGUCUAACAGCAAGACUGAAGUCGAUCCUUUCAGCGAAACAUCAUUAGAAUUCCAAAGCUGCGAAGAACCAAGUUUAAAGGAAGAAACGCAGGAGCCGACGUGUGCUGAACCUCUGACAGCUGAGCAAAUAAGAUGGUUUUAUAAAGACGGCGUAGACAAAAGAUGGGUAGAAUUCUGUGGAUACGAUAGCUUAAGGAUUGAGAGUGCAUGGCGAAAUUAUGAACAUUUACUUAGCAAAAGUAACGAUGCUACCUUCGACCCACCCCCCAUAGAGAAAAUAGUUGUUAGAGGAGGGAUGUAUGACGUGGAGCUAGAUAAAAUGAAGUGCGUUUCUAUAUAUUGUCAAGGUAUAUAAAAUUCAUUUAAUUUAAAUCGUUUUAUUAAGUGUAAUUAAAUUAGAAUUAGUUCAGUCGAUUGGAACCGAGAAAUUUCUUUGUUUCCACAGCUAUUUUCUUAUGAACAUCUGCAUUGCUAUGUCUGCCAUAAAGAUUGAUUCAUCCUUGAAUUCAUUGUAGCCAAUUCCCUU
Messenger RNA from Ceratina calcarata, 1743 nucleotides. RefSeq lists its product as uncharacterized. Bases 1216 to 1572 code for a protein of 118 amino acids. The transcript has 3 exons. The record is from RefSeq and is a predicted model, not a curated record. Lineage: Eukaryota; Metazoa; Arthropoda; Insecta; Hymenoptera; Apidae.